Vicia villosa (hairy vetch) is the source of this 657-nucleotide messenger RNA. RefSeq lists its product as uncharacterized. The record is from RefSeq and is a predicted model, not a curated record. Lineage: Eukaryota; Viridiplantae; Streptophyta; Magnoliopsida; Fabales; Fabaceae. The coding region runs from base 1 to 657 and encodes 218 amino acids. The transcript has 2 exons.
AUGGCGGAAAAACUCGAAAAACCUUUUCUUGAUGAUGAAAUAAAGGAAGCGGUGUGGAGUUGUGUGGGUGACAAAUGUCCGGGACCGGAUGCAGAAGGCCUAUCGGGGUUGGUGAGGAAAUCUAUAGAAAUUGGGGAAUUUGAGAGUUUUUGCAUAAAGAGCUCUUGUUGGGUGGACAUUCUUCAAUUUGCGGACGACACUUUAUUGAUGGGGGAAGGGACGUGGAAGCAUGUCAAGGCCAUUAAAGGGGUGCUAAGAGCGUUUGAGAUUGUGUCGGGUCUUGGUAUUAACUAUCAUAAAAGAAAAUUAAUUGGUAUUAAUACUAAGAAUUCUUUUAUGGAAGCCGCAACUCUUUUUCUAUCUUGCAAAGUGGAGGAAAGUAAUUUUUAUUUUCUUGGUAUUCCCAUUGGUUUCGAUCCAAGGAAGGAAUCGACAUGGAAGCCUUUAGUGUUGAAGUUAAAGAAGCGUUUAGGGAGUUGGAAAAACCGUUUUCUUAACUUGGGAGGUAUAGUUACGCUUUUGAAGUUCAUCCUCACAUCGUUGACUAUUUUCACCAUGUCUUUUUACAAGAUGCCCUUGAAAGUGGUGAAAGAAGUUAAUAGGAUUCAAAAGAAUUUCUUAUGGGGUGGUAUGGAGGAAAGAAGAAAGAUACAUUAG